CCUUCCCGCGCGGCAAUUGUUCUCCUUCUGGACUGUAAUCGCGGCGCUACUCUUCUUCCUCCCCGUUCUUCCCUUGUAGAGUUGCUGAUUGUCUUCUUUUCGAUUUCGACGGCGAACUGAGGGGGUGAAAAGAAAUGGUUUCCAUUGGCGAUGGCGGCGGAGGUGCGGUCCGACCAGCGGAUGACUAUUCGAGCGCCGAUUUCCCCGCCGGUGAUACUCAGCCUUUGGAUUCUCAAUGCUUUCCGCCUUCCUCGCCAGGCAAAAAAGGUGGCUAUGAUGAUGACGAUGACUUGUAUAUGGAGACAAGAAAGGUUUCGUUUGAUGAUACUGUUCCAGUUGAAGAUGUUUUCGAGACCCAAGUUGUGAACUACGGGGAUGAAACACAAGUAUUGGAUGACGAUGAUCUAGAUUUCCUUGGGAGUACAAGCACUCAGAAGAUUGAUGAGUGCAGUGAUCAAGUGUCUCUCGAUAGCGACGGUGAAGGUACUGACACGACUGAACUUCUAGAAAGUAAUGAUGAGCUAUCUGAUGAUGAAUCUGGGAGAGGAGGAAAGCUUGAAGAAUUGAUGGGGGAUAAGUGUGUGAAUCAAGCAAAUGCUUUGUGCAACCAGAAGCCCAGUUCAGAAUCUGUCCCACUUUCCUCUGAGCAUAUAGCUUCUGGAAAGAACAUUUUGAGAAUAAGUGGUUGUAAUGAAACAAUUUGGGAAUCUAAGACAGGGCAAAACAUUUCCCAAGAGAAGGAACUGGAGAAUGGAACCAAGUCCAAGGUUGAUUCAUCUAUAGUGAGAAGACUGUUCUCUACUGAUUCCGUUGCUAAAGAUGGCGAUAUCUGUAAUCCUAGUAGCAUCCCUGGUGGAGUAGAAGAAAUUGCACGGUCCACUAUUGAUGAUGAGUUUGCAGGAUUAAGUUAUAUAGACUCACAAGAACCGGGCGAUGCAUCACAAGCUGAUGCACUCGCAGUUGUCGAAAGGUUAAUUGAGGAGACCAAAUCCUCAUUCGAUUUUGAGGUUAAUCUGGGAAACACUUGUGGGAGAAUAUCCGAUUGUGUAUCAGCUGCCAAAGGCCCACAAAGUUUGGCCCAGAAAACCCUCAAAAGAAGCAUUCAAGUAGAAGCUGGGAUCUUUGACUGGGAUGACGGGCUGGAAGAUGAGGGAGGUGGAGAUAUUUUCAUUAGAAGAAAGGACGAUUUCUUUGGUGCCAGGUCGUUGACAAUUAACCCCAAGGGCAGAUUAAACCCACAGAAGGGAAAUCGAGGGAAUUUUGAAGUUGAGAAUAAGGUGACUACUGUACAGUCUGAUUCCAAAAUAGUAGUUCAGAAGUUCAAGGUACCCGAAAGCAAAACUAGGAGAAUUCCGAAGAACACCAGAAAAGAUCUUCUGAAUGAGUUUCAUGACCAGGCUAAUAGGAAGAAACCAACCGGACCUCCUGAAGACAUCGCUUUUGAUCCAGAAUUUCCCGAUGUUGGAUUGGGAACCCAAUUAGCUGCUGAGGCCAUGGAGGAAUUGCUGAACGGGGACCCAGUUCCGGACUUUGAUUGUAAUGAUGCCAAGGAAAUUCAUUCUGUGCAACAGUCUCCAAUAAGAAUAGCUAAAAGGCGGGUUUCUUCAAAACGACGUGCUUCUUGUGACACCUCUGAGAUUCGAGUUGACACAAGGCAGUCAAAGAAAAGGAAGACCCAGUUAAAAGUUGCUGACGCCAUGGAAUCCAAGGAAGAACAAGGUUCUCCAAUAAGAAAAGCUAAAAGGAUAGUGUCUUCAAAGAAAUGUGCUCCUAAAGACCAUUAUGACAUUGGAGUUCGCACAAGGCAGUCAAAGAAAAGGAAGACACAGUUAGCUGCUGAUACUCCAGAGACUCUUGAUGUAGGAUUAGAUACGCAGUUAGCUGCUGAUGCCAUGGAAGCGUUGCUAAAUGGGGAUCCUAUCUCUGACUGUGAUGGUAAGGAUGGCAAGGAAGAACACCCUCUUCAACAUUCCCCUAUUAGAAAAGCUGAAAAGAGAGCUUCUUCAAAGCAAUUUGCUUCUGAUGACAAUUCUGAUAUUGGAGCCGACACAAGGAAGUCAAAUAUAAGAAAGAAGAACAAUGCUAAGAAGGUUAACUUGGAGUGUGAUGCAGGUCCAGUAAUGAUGACUAGAAGGAGAGUGAAAUCUUGUGCUGCGGAAGGCUCAAGUUCUUGUGGCCAGAAAACCAUGGAAAAGCUUCCCUCUAGGACUAGAGCGCCCGAAAGCAAAGGGACUGCUUUAAGGAGAGGUCGGUCAGCUAAAAAUUAUCACUCACCCGAGGAGCAUGCUGAUCAUACUACAAUAGCCCAUCAGUCUAGAAAAUCCAAUUUGGUCUCUUUGUUGGAAACUGCUGAUAGUAGACAUGCUUAUGUCAGUGAAGACAAGGAUGGUGCAUGGGAAGAAGUGUGUGGCCAUGAACAGACUCCUGCUGAAGCCUUGAACUCUGGCGGGAAAACUUCAGAACUGACUUCCUGCAAACCAGCAAAACCAAACAGUCUCCAGUCAAAGGUGACAGCCUUGACUCAUGAUAUCAGUUUUCCCAGAAAAAGAAGAUCAGAAAGGAACUUCUUAGAGCAGCCCAAAGGCAAGGAGUCAAAUGAUGAAGCUAAGGCAAAGUUUGCUAAAUCAAGUGAUGGUGAUACUGAUAGUACUCUGUUGGCUGAGAAAGAAGUGAAUGUAGUAACGCCUGACAAGUUAUUGAGGGGAAUAGUAAGCCCGCCUUCAGUUUCAGCUGCUGCUUCACCAUUAGGCUCGCUGACCACUACUAAUACAACUAUUACAAAUGCUGCAUCACCUAUUUGUAUGGGAAAUGGAUUGUCCAAGAAGAAACUGGAUACAUCUUCCAUGAAGAGGGAAAUCAAUAGCUUAUUCUCCAUGGACCCAGAACCUAUUUCUGAAGAAAAAGGUUCGAGAAAGAGGAGAGAUUUGGCUGAUAUCCGAGUCCUGUUCAGUCACCACCUUAAUGAGAAUGUCAUCAAGCGUCAGAAAAAGAUUGUGGAUCGUUUAAAAGUUCCAAUCGCCUCUUCUAUUAUCGACGCAACACACUUUGUUACAGAUAGGUUUGUUCGCACGAGGAAUAUGUUGGAAGCAAUUGCUGCUGGGAAACCAGUGGUGACACCCUUGUGGCUUGAGCAUAUCGGACGAGCUAAAUGCUACAUUGAUGAGCAGAAGUACAUAAUGAAAGAUAUCAAAAAGGAAAAGGAGAUAGGGUUCAACAUGGUGGCUUCACUAGAACAUGCACGUCAGCAUCAACUCCUCCAGGGCCGAAAAGUUUUGAUCACCCAAAAUGCCAAGCCCAGUAAAGAGAUCGUAUCUGGCCUGGUUAAAGCAGCUCAUGGUCAACCGAUCGAGAGAGUUGGAAGAUCUGCUCUGAAGGACGACACACUCAUCGAAGACCUGUUGGUUCUAUCUAGUGACGAAGAUUACGAAGUCUGCAUUCCUUUCCUUGAGAGAGGGGCUGCUGUCUACGGUUCAGAGCUGCUCCUGAAUGGAAUCGUUACGAGGAAACUAGAAUACGACAGGCAUAGGCUCUUUUUGGAUCAUGUGAAGAGAACCCGAUCUACUAUAUGGGUUAAAAAAGAUGGCCAUAGUUUCACUCCUGUUGUGAAGAACAAUUGUGGAGACUGGAUCGAAUACCACAGUUAUCCUCCAAAACUUCUAGAUGUCGUUGUUAGUUGGAGUAGUGCAAUGCCUAACCAAGAUGUUUAUGCCCAUGGCAAACACCAUACCGAUAACUGAACCCAGCAUUAUGGAGUACACUGGUUCCACGUUUAGCAUGAUGGAAGAGAGGUGGAUUAUCACGGACACGAGCGCAAACUCUAGUACUGCAUAUUUCCAUACUUGCUCUUUCACUCCUACGAUGACUGCAAAGAUUGAUGCCAGAAUCCCCAAGCCAAACGCAAAUGGGGCUGCAAUUGAGAGCCCACGAGACGUCUUCUCUUGAACCUUCAGUAGAAGCUCCAGGACGAAGAAGUACCCUAUCGUGCUCAUCAGCACCAGGCACAGAAACUCCUGCACUGAACUGCAAAGUUCGAAACUUUAAGCAGAACCCAGAAAGAAAAAGCCGCCAUUGGAAGAAGAAGAGGCUCAGUAGGUGGCUUUCGCUCUUACCUUUUUUCAUUCAUCGCCCAGUUCUGGGUAUCUAGGUCCUCGGUUUCUUCUUCGGUCUUCACGGGGCUGUCUUCCCGAAACUCGAUCACCGGCAAAUUGGUAACCUCCUGAUCGCAUAUCUCGCAGAUUUUGUUCCCUUUUGUUCUGAACCAACUCACCGCGCAAGCUUCGUGCACCAGCCUGAGGUCGCCUUUGCAACUGCACGCCAUUUUCAUUUUGAUCCCUUCCCUCAUCGUGUCUAGACAGAUCCUGCAGAUCCCGGCUUCGUCGUCUUCGGAAAAUUUUCUGUCGUGGCCGCUGUCGAUGACGAUCGUUGGGAACUUUGGAUCUGAAUUCAUUGGAAGGGGAGAACAUGAAUUCAUUGGAAGGUAGAAAGCACGGAAGCUGUUUGUGAAAAUGCGUCAUUGAACAACUGCGUUGCACGCAAGGUGUUUGUGGAAAUGCGUGGCUGACCUUUGGAAGGAUCGACGAGGAGCUGCUGGUCUUUCUGGGUGGACGGCCGGCGUUCUGAGCCUGGUGCCGAGAUGUAGAUAGAAGGGCGAGAUGGAGACGUGGGUGUGGCGGGAAGCGAUUUGCAUUCUCGCCAGCAGAGCUGUGCCACGGAUGAUUGUCUGUUCUUGGUUGGACUGUCCGGAGGAGCUGUGGAGUGUGAACUGAGGCAGAAGCUCCUCCGUCCACCACCGCCGCCGCCGAGGUCGAAUAUGGAGCUGUUGAUCUUGACCCGCAAGCUGUGGCAGUGGAGUAUGGCUUUCCCAAUGCAGCUGUCGGCAUAACAAGGUGCUGGUCCAAUUGGGAUCUCGAUCGAAAGAUUCGAGCUUUUGCUGCGCCCUGAAACUUUCACGUCCGAGAUCGGCCACCCAUUUUCCAGAUCAACCUGACAGAAUUACGAAACCUGAGGAUGGUCAGCUUAAGGAAAUCCUGGACAUUUGGUUCAAUGAAUCAAUGUAUAACCGAACGGAAUAACUGGGUUGAUUGAACGGUGAUUGUGUCGAACCAGAUCAAAGGUACUACUACUUCAAUACUUCUCAGUUUAGUGUCAUUGAACUUUUCAGGUCACAAGAUUGUGUUCUCAAUACACACAGAUUCACCCACUAGAUGGAGAAGCCAACAACUUGGCUGAUUGAUCACCAGUUGAAUCAAACCAGAUCACGACACCACGAGAUCAGAAGACGAACCUGGACAUCUGAAGCUGCUUCUACAUCAGGAUCAGAACCUUGCAUCUAACUUGAGAGACAUUGGCAGUUACCAUCAGGUGUUUGUUCUGGAAGGAAACAUCAUAUGAACAAAUGGCAGCAAGCACUAAGAGACAAGGUCAGUGAAAUUAGAUUAAUGGAGUUAUUGGAUUGGAAGAGUUCAAGUGCCAUAGGACAUUGCCAAUUCUUCCCGACAUUAUUAUAUUUUUUGUGGUAAUCAGGAAAAGCUGAUGAUUGGUGAAUGUCGUAUUAUCCGUAUGUUCUGUCACAAAGUGUGUGACUCGGACAAACCCAGAAAAAGAAGCCUUGUGUGACGGUGUUUCAUGUUAUGUUCUUUAAUUAGGGAGAAGCUCUAUCCAGUCAUUUGCGCCUCUGCCGACACCGAACCAGCUCGAUCUUCCUCAGUCUCUCAAGAUUGUGUUAGUGGAUGUGGUUAAUGACGAGACCGAAUUUGCUUAUCCACGAAUUUACGAAUUGCUAAUUAGUAGUUACACUAGUGAGUUUGUGGAUGAGAUGUAUGAAUCUCGCUGAAAAUUACGAAAUGAUAAAUGGAAU
Molecule: messenger RNA, 5857 nt
Organism: Linum tenue
Lineage: Eukaryota; Viridiplantae; Streptophyta; Magnoliopsida; Malpighiales; Linaceae
Source: the annotation of a GenBank genome assembly